AUGGAAAACGGCAAACCAAAAGACCAAGAUAAAGACAUGGAUGAGUUGAACUUGCAGAUUGCUCAGCUGCAAGCCAUGGCAGUGGAGCUGAAGGGAGGUCUAAUGGGAGCAAUGCAGGAUCUCUCCGUGCUAAAGCAAAGGGGCAGCAGCCUGGAGGAGAGAAUGAGAGGGUACCAGAAGGACACAGAGGAGAAAAUACUGGGCAUAAAAAACUCCCUCAACACCUUCAAGGAGGAUCUGAGUGCCACACUGUCCCAGAUCAAAGAGGUCAACAGCAAGCACACAGAGAUGCAGCGGGGCCUGGAGCUCUACCAAGCAGAGGUGGGAAGGCAGCUUCUAUCUUGCCAGCGAAGGAAAAGCUCAAAGGAGGACGUUUUUCCUGAUAGCCAGCGGAGUUUCUCCAGUGAGACAGAGCACAACGUCAUCCAGCACUAUUUUGCAAGUCUGACAAACAGCUCACCCCAGCAGAGUGCAGCCUCCAUACAAAACAAGAGACAGACUGCAGCCCUGGAACUGUUGGAAUCUGAGAGAGUGUACGUGUCUUACCUGUCCCUACUCCUCAAGGCCAACAUCACCUUCAAUGGAUCUGAAGCCAUUCACCACAAGGACAAGAGGCCCUUCCCUAGCUCCCUGCGUUUCCUCAUCCAGCAGCACCUGGAGCUCCUCCACACCCUACAGGAGCGUGUGCUCAGGCGCCAGUGGCAAGGCAUCAUGGGAGAUGUCUUCAUGAGGCUAACCAGUAAAGAGAGCGAUUUUCUUGACUACUAUGUAGCGUACCUGAAGGAACUGCCUGAGUGCCUGUCUGUGGUCAAUAUGUACAGCGCCACCUCUCUUGAAGCAGCUGGUCUGUUUGAGGGUGAUGUCAUUGGAGAUGAGAAUGGACCUCCCCUCCACACUCUACUCCUCCAACCAGUGCAGCGCAUCCCGGAAUACCUUCUGCUUCUCCAGAACUUGUUGAAGCAGACGGACACCGAGCACCCAGAUUACUUCCUGCUGCUGAUCUGCAUCCAGCAGUUCAGGGCCUUCACUGGUCAGUACAGCCACCUCCUCCAGCACAAUGAAGACCUGCUGCUGCAGAACAGGAGAGAGCUCAGAAGACAACAUACGAACCAGGUGAAGAGGAGCAAGCAGAGGCUGCUGGAGCAGAUGCGGUGCGAGCGCCUCCAGGACUGGGAGGCUGAGUCACGGCGCUGCGACUCCGCGGAUGGGCCGCAGAGGGCCUUCUUCCCUGCUGACGCAGACCCGCGCCGCGUAUCCCCUGCGCUGCAGAGCAUCCCGGAGAAGGAGAGGGAGGCCUCGGCUGAGCGGAGCUCUUGCAAGCGCCCUCCCCCGGGCACCGCGCUGGCCGACGCAAGGGGGGAGUUCCUGCUGCCCGCGGAGGCCCCAGACUCGGAGGGGCUCUAUGAGGAUGGGGAUUCCCUCCGCAACGUCUUGCUCUUUGAGAACUGCUCCACCGCCUCCUCUGACUCCAGCAUUGACAUUGCAUUUGUACGUUGUCCCAAGAGCCACGGUAGGGAACCCUUCGGCGGGGGCCAGGGCAGGUUCCCUGGCCGGGGCUGCGUGUCGCCGGACGAAAUUGGGCUGACACGGCAUCGCCCUCUGCAGGCCGUGCAGCGCAAAAGCAAAUCCCUGAAUGGCCUGCAGCUGGACAGUCCGCUCAACAACGAUAACGGCCCUGUGGACUUUGAGAUGAACUCCAAAGGCCCCCACAGAGGGCAGCAUGCCAGGCUGGAGAGGCAGUCCAGCAGGGGCUCCGCUGGCCACAAGGCACAAAGGAGCAUCAGCCCCCCGCAGAAGCUGGAUGCCGAUGGGCGUACUGCCACCGAGGAGCUCCAGAGAGACCACCACAAGGUGGCGUCGCCCUCCCCCUCUCUCUCAUCCCAGGCCACCAUCGCUAAACUUCAGCUAACCAACCCUGUUGACUGUGGAGGCCAGUCUUGGAUGGACGACUCUAGAUGGAGACGAGGCUCAGAGGAGAAUGGACAGGCCUUCUUCAGCGAGAGGAGCCGGAAACAGGACCAGAAAGGGGGCUUCAGAAGCUCUUUCAAAAAACUCUUCAAGAAGAAGUCAGGCGGAGAGAGUAAGGACAAGAUCAAUGAAAAGACUGAGUCCCAGGCAUACACUGACCAUGAGCCUAUUAAGACUCCUCAGGUGGCUCGACUUGCUGAUGUUGACAGGGGAACAGCAGUGUAA
Molecule: messenger RNA, 2193 nt
Organism: Megalops cyprinoides (Indo-Pacific tarpon)
Lineage: Eukaryota; Metazoa; Chordata; Actinopteri; Elopiformes; Megalopidae
Product: rho guanine nucleotide exchange factor 33-like
Exons: 13
Coding region: 1-2193 (730 amino acids)
Molecular function (GO): guanyl-nucleotide exchange factor activity
Source: RefSeq, a predicted model, not a curated record